Molecule: messenger RNA, 1370 nt
Organism: Rosa rugosa (rugosa rose)
Lineage: Eukaryota; Viridiplantae; Streptophyta; Magnoliopsida; Rosales; Rosaceae
Product: RING-H2 finger protein ATL52-like
Exons: 1
Coding region: 269-1246 (325 amino acids)
Biological process (GO): protein ubiquitination
Molecular function (GO): transferase activity
Source: RefSeq, a predicted model, not a curated record
UAACCAUAAAAGCGGAGCACUCUCAAUGUCCACACCAGCACUGGGUACGUGUAAGCCACUUGAAGCACUCAAAGCGGAUCAAAACCCAGCAUUAUCGGAACAAUCUACGAAAUCAAAGUGCUACCCUUUAGUCUCUUAUAUAUACGUACACUCAACCAAGUGUCAUAGCGCAUAUAUAGUCCCACAAAACUCUCUCUUCUCUCGGUCAUUUCGUCGAACGCUUUCAGAAACGAGCUUGAUUUGCAGAAACCCAGAAGUGAAAUGAGCGAUGGAGGACUUUGCAUCCAACUUCCAACCUUCUUCACGGUCCUACUUCACACCCCUUUUGAUUUCCAUGGCCGGAAUAGUCUCCACUACUCUAGCCGUAAUAGCAUACCAUUUCAUAGUGACGAAGUUUUGCUUGAGGCAUAGGCAUAGGCAGAGACAGAGAAUACUAGAAACAUUCUCCAAUUUCUCACCGCAACCGAACCCCAACAACAACCAAACUGGGGUAGAUAAGAAAGUCCUGAGCUCUAUCCCAAUUCUCUCUUACUCCACAAAAGACGGACUGACCGGUCUAGAUCAGAGUGAGUGUGUAAUCUGCUUGGGUGAGCUCGAAGAUGGUGACAUGGUGAGGCUUCUGCCCAAUUGCAAACAUGUGUUUCACAAUCCAUGCAUAGACAAAUGGUUCUUGGCACAUACAAACUGCCCGGUUUGUAGGGCACCUAUAGCCGCGCCCAUUAAAACUGUGGAGCCUUUGCCUACAGAUCAAGAAACCCGAGAACAAGAAGUUCGAGGUGAAGCCAGCAGCGUUGAAUGUUCUAAUUCGAAUUCGUCUCCCCAGAGUCAUGAGGAGGAAAGGGGACUACUUAGCAAUAAUCCAACCACUGUUCAAUUGCCAAAAAAUGGUUUGCUAAGGAAUUGUGUGUCCCUCGUGCUGUUGCCUAUAGAAGGAAGUUCUAAGAAGAAAAGAUUUGUGAACGGGUUGGAGAGGUCAUUGUCUUUGGAUCUGUCACAUAUCCUCAUCAACGUACAGAGAGAAUGUGGCGAUGAUCACGAGCCCUCUUCAUCAUCAUCUCCAUCUUCUCCUUCUUCUUCUUCUCCUCCUCUGGCGAAAGCGGUUCUUGUAGAGUCUGGAUCAUUCGGGGAAAGAUCUUUCAGACAGUUUGAUCGGAUGUCUACAGUGUUAAUAAGAUCACUUUCGCAGUUGCGGGUAGGGCAAAGUAGCAGCACCAUGGCCAAUGGUCAUGAAAUUCUUCCUUGUUAGGAUGUUCAAAGAUUCUUUUUCGUUAAAUGACUUUGCUAGGAGACUAUUUUCUUUGUGAAAGUAAUAAGCUAGCUAGGAUCGCAUUAUUCAUUCAUUCAAUCCAAAAAGAGAGACAUUAUGCAUU